Molecule: messenger RNA, 758 nt
Organism: Prorocentrum cordatum
Lineage: Eukaryota; Dinophyceae; Prorocentrales; Prorocentraceae
Source: the annotation of a GenBank genome assembly
CCGGGUCUGGGGGGUCCAGUCGUGAUUGUUGGCGACGUUGCCAGUUUUCCGCGCCGUCGGACCUCCGGGAAGACAGAGCGGGGGCAACGCCUGCUUGCGACGACGAGCUGCGGAGAUGGGAUCCACCAGGGGGCCAUAUAUGCGAACCCCACCCCCACCCCCCCAUUUUCUGAGGGGGAGGGUGGGCUUCGCUUCGCUUCGCUCAGAAAUCGUGGGUUGGUGGGGGUAGGGCUCGCAUGUGGCCCCCCCUGUAUCCGUGUGCACCUACACGACCACCUGGGGCAGCCCGGCGCCCCCGCCGAUCCCUGCACGGGGCGCCCUCCAGGCGGCAUCGGCGCCCGUCCUCUCCUGCGCCCCCCCCCCCACAAGGCACUGGCAGUCCUUCCCGUGGAAGUACAGCUUCGAGAGCGGAGGGGCCUGGACAUGGAGGCCGGAGCGCCACCAGGCGUUGGACUUCAGCCUGCACGAGACGGCGGCCCCCGACUGCCCGGAGGAGCUGAGGGAGGAGCUGUGGCGUUGGAGCCGGGAGCAGGUGGGCUUGCCAGCGCACCUCGACGACGGAGACAUCUUCGCGGAUGCUGCGCAACAGUAGUCGGAACAAAAAAAAUGCCUGAAAAAAAGAGCUCUCAUGCACGAGGUUCUUACUGCACUCCGUUUCUCGAUCCCGCCUUGUGAGCCCGCGGAGCAGGAGUCACGGGGGGCCACCAGAGGGGGUAUCUCACGCACACAUGUUAUUACAUUGUUGCAGUUCUGCCACC